AUGAAUAGCAGAAUCAACAACUUUUAUACCCAAAGUCUCCCAUCUAGUGCUAUAGCUCAUUGCCCUGAAGAAUAUCCCAACUAUUCUCAUGAAAGCCAAUAUAUGAACUUUAGAAGUAGUUUCCCAGAAAACCUCAAUAAAGCACCCUCACCAACUGAAGAUCUAAUGAGUAUCCGAAGCAUCACAGUCUUUGCAAAGCGUUUUUUUGAGCUGCGUAACAUAAAAUUCCGGCAAGUCGUGAUGAGAGAAAAAGACAAAAUAUCUGCAAAAGUGUAUAUUAAUGAUAUCUUAGCAGGAGAGCAAUCCCAUCCAAAUUCAUUUAACAGAUGCAGAGUAAUAUCAAUUAUAAGGGCAUUUGAUAAAGACGAUGUUGAAAUCUUAAAAGAAUGAAUGAAAGUGCACAAGGACGACCUUGAAAAUUAUCUGGUGCAUAAUAAGGGUGAUAGUUAA
This is a messenger RNA of Blepharisma stoltei, 450 nucleotides long. The record is from the annotation of a GenBank genome assembly. NCBI's taxonomy places the organism in Eukaryota, Ciliophora, Heterotrichea, Heterotrichida, Blepharismidae.